Messenger RNA from Boeremia exigua, 1326 nucleotides. RefSeq names its product major facilitator superfamily domain-containing protein. The coding region runs from base 1 to 1326 and encodes 441 amino acids. Gene Ontology annotation, biological process: transmembrane transport. Gene Ontology annotation, molecular function: transmembrane transporter activity. The record is from RefSeq and is a predicted model, not a curated record. Gene Ontology annotation, cellular component: membrane. NCBI's taxonomy places the organism in Eukaryota, Fungi, Ascomycota, Dothideomycetes, Pleosporales, Didymellaceae. The transcript has a single exon.
AUGCUCACCACUGAGCCCCCCGCAUCCCUGGGGCAGAUUGAGCUUCAACCCAUCCGUAGCACUGAAAGCGCAGGCCCUCCUCGAUUGGCAGCAGAAGAUGCGAACCAACUCACGGGCACAGGAAACAAGACCAUAUUCAAAGUCCUCGCAGCCAGUAUGGGAUUCUUCUUUGCUGGCAACAAUGACGGCAGUCUAGGUGCUCUGACACCAUACAUCCUGCGAACCUACAACGUUGGCACUGAAUACAUUGCCUUGAUCUAUGGAGCCGCCUUCCUUGGUUGGCUGUUUGCAGCAGCUACCAACAGCCACAUGUCCCGCUACUUAGGACUUGGAAUGAUCCUCACGCUGGGUGCCGCUAUUCAAGUCGCUGCUCAUGCGCUACGAGCCUGGACGCCACCCUUCCCCCUAUUCGUCAUUACAUUCUUCAUCCAAGCAGCUGGCAUGGCCUACAAUGAAUCUCACGCCAAUUCCUUUGUUGCAUCACUGCAAAAUUCCCACCGGCCUCUUGGAUUCAUACACGCAAUGUAUGCUCUGGGGACGCUGGUAUCGCCAUUUGUCGCCACAGGUAUUGCAACGGCUACACCUACUCGUUGGGCGCUGUUUUAUAUCUACCUCAUCGGUAUUGGGGGCAUAAACAUGCUCGCUGUGGCAGUCUUGUUCCGUGACAGCCUCAGUAUGCAUGCCAGCCCGACCUCCGGUGAUGGCCAACAGGCAGCUGCUCCAAGCAGGAGGAAACAGGCCAAUCAUGAUCUGGUGGCCGCAUUGAAGUCACCACCAGUCUACCUUCUCUCAAUGUUCUACUUCUUCAUGCUGGGUGCUGGGAUCACGGCGAGUGGCUGGGUAGUCGAAUACCUCAUCGAAGCACGCAACGGCAAGCUACCAGAGGUAGGCUACGUACCUGCAGCUCUUGCAGGUGGUAUUUUCCUAGGACGGAUUGUCCUUGCCGAGCCAACAUAUCGUUUCGGUGAACGACGCAUGACGCUCGCUUAUUGCGUAAUCAUGCUAGCUCUGGAGCUGGUGUUCUGGCUUGUACCAAAUCUCAUCAGCAGUGCAGUUACUCUUUGCCUCUUGGGCUUCUUCUUCGGGCCUCUGUUUGCGACUGGCAUGUCUGUAGGGUCGAAGCUUUUCACAAAGGACGAGCAGCCGACGGCUCUGGGGCUUGUAUUUGUCCUGGCUCAGGCAGGCGGCUCAUUCUUUCCUGCCAUCACCGGAAUCGUAGCGAGCCGUGCUGGUGUGAGAGUCAUGCAGCCUAUCUUGGUUGGCUUGAUUGUUGCUACUGGAAUGUCUUGGGUAUUAGUCCCGAAGGUCAAGAGAAGAGAUGUAUAA